Molecule: messenger RNA, 1002 nt
Organism: Tetrapisispora phaffii CBS 4417
Lineage: Eukaryota; Fungi; Ascomycota; Saccharomycetes; Saccharomycetales; Saccharomycetaceae
Gene: SWF1
Product: palmitoyltransferase SWF1
Exons: 1
Coding region: 1-1002 (333 amino acids)
Biological process (GO): peptidyl-L-cysteine S-palmitoylation; protein targeting to membrane
Cellular component (GO): Golgi apparatus; endoplasmic reticulum
Molecular function (GO): protein-cysteine S-palmitoyltransferase activity
Source: RefSeq, a predicted model, not a curated record
AUGUGGUUUCAAGUUAUCUGUUUAGUUGUUCUUCAAGUAACUUUAUUGCUACUUUCACCAUUUUUAAAGAAUAGAUGGCCUUUUUCGGUGUAUUAUAGAAGACUCUACGUUCCUUAUUUGAAGGACGUUAAUUCAUACAAAUGGAAAUACCAUGUAGUGCCAGGUUUUUAUUUCUCCAUCUAUUUAUACUUGGUUUAUUGUUACUAUGCAAAAGUGGAAUAUCUAAUUGUUAAUCAUUUGAAUUUAUUUGAAAGAGGUAUACUUCUUCCAUUACUGAUCGUUUUGACUCCAAGUUUUGGGAUACUUACAAUGGUAACGAAACCGAUUAACAUCCAUGGCAAUGGGAUUUCUCAACAUGAUAAAUUAAAGAACAAAUUUCCAUUUGAUAAUAUAAUAUAUCAUAGUGGUAACGUUUGCAGUACGUGUAAUAUCGAAAAGCCAGCUAGGUCAAAACAUUGUAACAUCUGCGGAACCUGCAUACUUUUACAAGAUCACCAUUGCAUAUGGGUGAACAAUUGCAUAGGUUUAGGGAAUUACAAGUAUUUUUUCAUGUUUCUGUUGUUAAACACAAUAUCAUUAUCAUAUGCUUUUCUAAGAUUGUUGCAUAUUACUUUAUCAAAACCCGAUGUUCCUAAAUCGAAGAACAUCCUAGCAUUAUGUAUACUGACUGGCAGUUUUUCAGUGAUAUGCGGUGUAUUUUUCUAUUUACAAAUGAAGCAAGUCAACAAUGGCAUGACCACCAAUGAAACAGACAAGUGGUAUGCCGUUCAGGAACUUAUGAGAGAAGGGAAAUUGAUCAAGUCAGAGGACAACAACUGGUUUGCAUUGUCCACUGAAGACGCUCCAGAUUCUCCAUCGCAAGUAUACAGUACAAACUUCUACGAUAAUAAAACAUACAAAAUCUCAAAUGAUUACCAUAUUGUAAAGGAUGCCUCUGAGAUACCGAACGUAUAUGACAGAGGAACAUUUCUUGACAAUUUAAAAGGAUUCUGUAAUGAAUGA